GAAAUGGCGGACAGCAAGCAUGUUGUGUUGGAGCUACAGCAUUUUGAAAUUUUAGGAAAGAGCGAAGAAAGGACAUCAUGAUGGCUGCAGUGGAAUUUUUGUACAACCCAUUGGAUCCGUAAAAUGUCCUCUCGAAAGCUACGUCGUGUGCGUGGUGUACGACCAGAAAUCGUGGAAAGACUCGCAAAACAUAAGAUAGUCACGUGCAAGGUGAAAUAAUUUAAGCUUAUUGAUCAGUACAAAAAUAGAACUGUUUAAAAAGGUAGCAGGCCUUUGGUUAUUUCUGAAACGCAGAGAACACUUGAUUUAUGGCCUCUUCUGUGUACUACAAAGUGAUUGUAUUAAGAUGAUGAAGAUGAUGAUGAUGACGAUGAUGAUGAUAAUGAUGAUGGUGGUGGUGGUGGUGGUGGUGGUGGCAGGGGCGGUGUUCAUGACUACAAUGACAAUUAAGAUGAUGAUUUUGACGAUAGGAUAUGAAUGACAACAAUGAUGAUAAUAAUGUUGAUGAUGAUGAUGACGAUGAUGAUGAUAAUGAUGAUGAUGGUGGUGGUGGUGGUGGCGGUGGCAGUGGUCAUGACUACAAUGACAAUUAAGAUGAUGAUAAUGACGAUAGGAUAUGAAUGACAACAAUGAUGAUAAUAAUGUUGAUGAUGAUGGUGAUGAUGAUGAUGAUGAUGAUGAUGAGGCCCUGCCAGGGCUGGUCCCAUGUCACCCUUUUUGAAUUUUAAAAUAUCUCGUGUCAGUGUUUAUAAAUGCUUGUCACUUAUUGUCGGCUUUGCCGUCACUGUCUCAGUUUGGCCAAGGGAGGUUGUCUCUUGUCUUGAUUUCAUUUUAGGCGCUGUCGCUACUUUUUGGGCCAUGUCGCUUGUCGGAAUUUACCCUGGCAGGGCCUCAAUGAUGAUGAUGAUGAUGAUGAUCAACUUUGUUCCAUUGGUUAGGUUGGAUGAUGAUGAUGCUGAUGGCAAAAUCGGCUAGAGCACAGAGCCAGUUAAUGGAGGGUGGGAUGUUCCCAACAUUUAACUCGAGUAUAGAUAUGAACUUUAUUUGCUAAUGUUACAAUCCCAGGAGCGCCCACACUCAUUGAUCAUACAUCUGACAAUCCUGUAGUGAUCCUUAUGGAUGAAAUUUAAAUUUGAUUUUUUAAAAUAGGAUGUACUGCAGAGGAAUAUUCUGGAGCUCCUUAAGUCCACUGGAACAAGUUAUCAAGAGGUUUUAGAGAUUCAACAAGCUGUUAGUUGGUCCAUUAUUCCUAAGGUGCAAACAGUAAGUACCAGGGCUAGGCCAUGUUGUUGUAGUUUUUCUUCAUUGUUAAGUAUGGACAAAAUCACAGCCUUGUCAGUUUAAUUACAAAGGUUAUUAAUUAGCUAACAUCCAGCUACUGGUCUAUCAUCAAUGCUGCGUUCUGAUUGGUUGAGCUACUACUAGGCUAUAUGUUAAAGCCCACUAGUAGUGAAAAGCACCAGCUUUUUGGCUGUAAAAAGGGAUUAAAGUCUAGCUUCAACUAGCUAAAGUUGUUUUGUCUCGAUAUUUUUGACCAACUAGUUGGAUUUUACUAAAGCAACAUAUUUAUUCCUCUCGCCCUCAUGGCCUCUCAGUCAAUAGCCCGUUCGGCCUUUGGCCUCAUGUGCUAUUGACUCAGAGCCCAUUCGGGCUUGAGUAAUAAUUAUUAAGUAUCAAACUUCAUCAUGCAAAUUGAUAUGAAGCUGAAACAAGUCAAGCCAACGUUUUCCAUGCUUUACUUGUGAAAUAGGGAACAUGGCAUUGAUUAUCACUUUCACAAACUCAAACCUCACCUUUUCCUAUUUUUUAUUUAGGGUAUGCUACCUCUUGAAGUCCUUGGAAAACCCUCAUAUUAAAUUUUUGAUUUUAAAAGUGGGAAAGUACAUGUAUGCAUCUCAAACUUGUUAUGACUUCUCUUCCCCUUGAAUGCUCUUAAACUUGAAUUUUAUAACCAAAAACCAGCACAAACCCUCAAAAUGUUACAUGCAAUAAUAAUAACUAACUGUUGCAGCUACAGAUCUCAUUUUUAUUCUUGGGGCGAAAUUAAAUUUUCUUAGGCUCUUUCUUUACUUGAACGAUCUGGACGUCAGCGGUCAUUUUUCCCUACAUCCCUGGAAGAUCUUGAUAAACAGCUUCACGGAGGACUUGCUUGUGGUACAAUCACAGAGGUACGUAAGCUCAAGACAGGCAACCAUUGGUUUCAUUCCUCAAUCUGUGCAGUAUCUUGAAGAUUUAAGUUAUAAUUGUAAAUAACUAUAUUAAGCUCAGAUUACGAUUGUACAGAAUAAUUCUACAUAGAAGAUUUUACUCUUAAAUUUUAGAAAGAAAUAAAGAACUGAAUAAUAGAAUGGGGCUGAGUGCCUCUAUAACCAUGUAACUAUUGUUUUGUCAUUAUUUGAAUGCAGAUAGCAGGACCUGCCGGAUGUGGUAAGACUCAGUUCUGUAUCAUGCUUAGUGUGCUAGCAACUCUGUCACAGGACAAAGGAGGGCUGGAUGCUAGUGUCAUCUACAUUGAUACAGAGGCUGCCUUUAGUGCAACAAGGUAGAGAGCUUUUUGACUGAAAAAAAUAAUAUUGUAUUAAGCAUUGGAAAUAGUCAUUUUCCUAAGUUUAUUGAUUCAUGCUUUUUGUCUUAGAGUUUUAAGGGAAAAGAGAGGUCUUUAAGGGGAAAGAGAGGUCUUUAAGGGGAAAGAGAGGUCUUUAAGUUUUUCGUCCUUUUUUACUACACUGGUCUUAUCAUAAGGGAUGGGAAAAAAUUACCAACAAUAACUAUCACAAUAAAAGCACUCUCAUUUCCCUAUAGAUAUUUUGUUCUUCUAGUAUUACAAUCGUACACAAUUUAUUGGAUUAUGGGAAAGCCAGACAGUCUCCUGAUAAAUUUCUGAAAAGAACUGGGUUAAACAAAGACUGAUAGGUUUCUUCUACUAAAAACUAGGUUUCAGAGUGUUUUCAAAAGUAGCUACUUGGCAACUCUCACUCCCAGUUAGUUAGGCAUAAUGUCUUGAUUCCCCCUUGGAUUGGAAAAUCCGCAGGGGUAUGAGUGUCAGUGAAAAAAAAUGCCUGAGGAAAAAAUUCUCCUCUCAUCAAUCCAUUAGGGUUUGUCUUGAAAUAAAGUGACUAUCAUUUUUGAAAAAUUAUCCCAGGUUGGUUGAAAUGGCGUCCAACAGAUAUCCAGAUGUUUUUAACUCGAAUGAAUCACUGGUGCAACUAUCAGAAAGAAUACAUGUGUAUUGGGAAUCAACCUGCACCUCAUUAUGGGAUAGGUAAGUUAAACCCUUAAAUUCUAGAAGACUUCAGGGAUCAGCAUAAAAUUUCUCCUCAUAAUGUCUACUGAUCAUGCUUUCGAAAACAGGUGGUCACAAAAAAUGGAGACAUUAUCACACAAGAAGAUGAAUUUAAUUGAUACUUUUGCAAAUUCUCUAAUUCUCUCAUUAGUUCUACAGAAAAUGUAUGUUGACAAAAAAAAUAUGAAUUUGAAUUUUGAUAUCAGGGUUUAAAGGCUUAGCCAUUGUCAUAGUGGAACCCUGUAUCCAUCUCCCACCUUAUGAGACACCUCUGUUGAAAGCCAGACAAGAGUAAUCCAGUACCAACAAGCAUCUGAUGGGGUGACCUAACUACAGACUUGCACCCUGUCUCUACAUAUGUGUUUUGGGGAUGAGAGAAGAUUGGCACCAGGUUGAGGAGCAUGGGGUGUCGUGGGAAGGUACCUCUUCUCCUCCCUGCCCCCCUUCAAUGUACAGAUUGAAAGUCCCAAAAAUUGCAUAGUCAAUGGUAAAUUUGAGCCUCUGAAAAAAAAUCCACUUUCAAUUCAACAAACAUAAUUUUUACUACACCUAAGAUUUUACUUGGAAUGAGUAACAUAUGAAUGAACAUUACUGUCAGGCUUCAGAGACUGGAAGAAGAGGUGAUAUCUAAGGGAGUAAAGCUUAUCAUCUUGGAUUCCGUUGCAUCACUUGUCAGAAAGGAGUUUGAUAGCAGAGUUUCAAGAAACUUGAACGAAAGAACUGCACUUCUUUCCAAAGAGGCAGCCAUUUUAAAGUAAGAGUAAUAUACAGUCAUCAUUAAAUUCAAGGAGACCUGGUCACUAGAGAGAAGAAGUCAUUAUGUCAUGUUGCCAUGGUAGCAAAAUUUCUGGAUGACAAAAAAACGAAAACGUCGCUUAAAAGUGAAUUUGCACUAUUUCAAACCUCAUUGAUCUUACUCAAUUUCGUUUAAUUUGUCAAAUGUUGAUGAAAUUAUCUGGGGUUGAAUCUGAAAGGACCGUAUCUAAGUUAUGAAAAAGAGAGAGAAAAUUUUUUUGUUGUGUUCAGGUACUCCUUGAAGCGGGCAUGUGAAAUUAAGAAGCUCUAUGUCACAGUUGUGCAGCAACGGCUAAUAAGUGAACAAAAACAACAUGAUCACGUGCAAAGUUGUUGUUUUGCUAAAAAAAUUCUUAUUUUCUUGCCCCUCUUGUUGCCGUUGCCACCCUAAUUACUUCAGCUCCUUGUUGUUGUGAUUUGAAAAUUUUGACGUCACACUUUUUCUCUCUAUUUUCCUUUUGUUUUCCUAUGAAAGUUGGCAAGGGCCAUCCUCAUAGCGGGUAGGGGAAAUCCCCAGCCACACUCCCCCCACCCUCCCCCCCCCCUCCAGGUGGCCUGCAGUGCAGGCGUAUUUUGGCAGGGAAAAGUUUGUUUUUGUUUGUAUUGUUGUAGCUGCCAUCUUUGAUUUUAUGACAGAGGAAGAUGGAGAGAGUAGAAAUAGCAGCCCUGAGGGUUUGCGAGGGUAGGUGCGAGGGCAAUAGAAGGAGAGGUGGAAGGGGGAGGGGAGAAAACAUUUUUACUCUUCUUUUUCCCUGCCCCCUCCCCCCUUUGACUCGCUUCAGUUCCUCCUCUCUUUUAGAGUUUUAAUAUGGCGAAACAAAAAACAUUCGCGCACCUACAUUACCGGCUAAGCCCAGGCAGCCCUUGAUUACAGUCUAAAACUGUAAUCCUUUGCUUUAGCCACAGGUGGUACCUCAAGUGCCCGUAAUUAAAAAAAUUGCCUCUUUUCUUUAGUUGCUUCACAAUUUUGUUCUUCAUUUUAGGUACCUUGCAGAGACUUUUCAUAUUCCGGUAAGGAAUUUUGGGAUUCGUGUUUUAUAUUGAUGCCUCAAGCACCCAGUUGUAAAAUCUAGGUGCCUGAAACAGUGGUCUAUAGAAUCGCGGCUUUAAGCCUUUAUCCGCCCUGGCUACGCCCGUGAGACUCCUGCGCGCUUAUGUCAUCAGAGAGAUUAAGGUACCACGUGAUCAAGUUUCCCCCUAAACUGUUGUCAACUGUUUAUAACUUCUACUAAAAAUAAGUCGUUUCACGCCAUUUUUAUCCUUAAGAAUUGUUCUGGACAGUUUUUAUCUGCUUAUUUUCUAUUCUGACAAAUUCUCAACUUGUAUCUGACGUUUGUCGUUUGCCGUUUGCCGUUUGCCGUUUGCCGUUUGCCAUAAACGUCACUCUUAAUCUCUCUAAUGAUUCAAAACAGUGAUAGUCGUCAUUAACAACGCGGCACGUAGAUGUAAGCACGAACACCAGCUUUUCCCCAAUCUCUGAUGAAUGUAGACAGAUGUUCCUGGUUUUCUUAGUUUGACAGUAAAUGGGGUGGCGUUGCAACAAUCUUGGACUGAAUAAAGUGGAACAGCAAACUCCCAUCCCUCGAAACCCUAAGAUGAAGCCGCGCAAACGCGGGGUUUUAUAAACACAUUAUUCUGACUGCAAAUAAUGUAGAACAGUACUGUUGAAACUAGUGCAAAGUGCAGAAAACUAUUGUGAGCCUUAUUCAAGGAAAAUUUUUUUCUCUUCGUGCAGGUGGUCGUAACAAAUCAAAUCACAACUCGCUUCGUUGGCGCGGGAUCUGGAGCUGGUAAUUCCCUGAAUGGAGUCGAGGCUUUACAAGACGUAGACGGCGCGGAUGCUGAGCCAGAGGAGGAGGAUGGUAGUCACGUGACCGCAGCCCUAGGAAACACGUGGUCACAUGCGGUGAAUACUCGCCUCAUUGUGCAGUAUUUAGACGACAAGUUUCGACAGGUAAAAAUAGAUCGGAAUCCAAGGUUCUUUUUCUAGGGAAUUCAACACUCGCGCAUUUCCCUGGUAAAUAGACAUCGGUUGCCCCUAAAAAUUGUGCAUAACCUAUGUUUUUAAGAAACGGUCCAGUUAAGAACGAUAGCACGGAACGGCAACGAACAUGUUGGAAUGCAAAAAAGGUGCUAACUUUUCUAUUGUCUGUACUUUCUUCUGAUUGGCUUAAACAGCAAAAGUUAACAAAACUUCAUAAAGCAGUACAUAUAUUCAUCCUUACUUUCCAACCAUCUUCUAUAUAACAAAAUCUGGUCUCAGUUUGAAUAACAAAGAAAUCCUAUGUGGGGAACAUGUACAAUUGUAAACUUUUCUUGGCUAUUGUUUUCAACUCUUGUGAUUGGUCAAAAUCUUUUAACACAAAAAAACACCCUUUUCAAAGUGGAGUGUAAAUGCAUUUUAUUGCGUAAACGGCCUUCAUGUAGGUUUAUGCAUUCUCUGUGUAAAAAUGAGAACAUUCCUAUGUGGGGAAAGCACCGUUGCCGCAUAACAAAAGAAAUUGCUAUCCACCUUACUCGGAUCAUUACUUAAUUUCUAUAGAGACAAUGCUAAUUAAAAAUUUUGGGGGGCAUACAAGGUGUGUUAUGGGAAAUACGCGGGGGCGAAUAAAAUUUUGUAUACAGCUAUUUCGAGAAGGGUUGUCGGAAAAAAUGUGCACGCGACAAUCCCGAAAGGUAAUAUGGGAUAUGAUCAAUACACUGUUCCCGCCUUGGCAGCUGUCGGACCUACUUUUGUUGCUUUCCUUUAGCACUCGCAAACAUAAGUCCGUGGCCUCUGCUGCCAUUCUAUCCUGACUUUCUUUGAAGAACAGUGACCUCAAAAUCACCCACAACACCUUCCGGGAUUGUCGCGUGCACUUUUUCCGACAACCUUUCUCGAAAUAGCUGUAUGCAUCAACCACACAGUUCUUGCUGCCGGAAAUGCUAACACCAGUCAUCUGUGUAACGUGUGCGUACACUACGGAAAUUUUGAGGAGGCAAAAGGAAACUUUUUAUCUGGCUAAAAAUUAAAUAUGGUGUAACUACAAGACCAUUUAGACCAGGGUCGUAGCUUAGGCUCAUCUCCGCCGCAUUCUCGAACGCGGGCUUCUUUCUCGAACAGGGGCUCAGUCGGGUAGUCGAGCCUAGUCGUAGCUCAGUGUUUUCUCAGAGUAAAGGUCUAUUUACGUAAGGUGGCUCGAUACAGUUUUUCAGGGUCAAUACCUCCAAAGUUUGAGCAUAAACCACGUUUCCAUAAACAAAGAUUCGGAAAAAUUGCCACCACAGUUGUAUUAGAUAAAGAUGAAAAUUUGUCAUGAUCAGGGUUGCAACGACAUCGGAGUUGUCAUAGCAACGAAAUGACGCUAUUACCUAUUUUGCUUGCAGCAGUAUUUCAUAGCACUGGGAACUGUUCUUCCAAAAUCGUUCACGGGAGCUUUUUCCUCCAAUAGUGGCCUCGAUGUUCGUGAAGUUUAAGCGAAAUCUGUAAGAGCGUUAUCGAGAUAUUUUGGGACGUAUUGACCCUGAAAAACUGUAUGGAGCCAUCUUAACUUUAGCAAUUGUCGCCUCUAUGCUAGUUCAAAGAGUUUUUCAAAUAUGUUUGUUCUCUCUCUCUCUCUGUUUGUUUGUUUGUUUCAAAACAGAUUUUAAUAUCCAAGUCGCCGUUAGCCCCCUUUGCAUCUUUUGUCUACACAAUCCAGGCUAAAGGAAUAGUUUUGGAACACCAAAACGUGACGGGUCCAGGUUGGUGUAAAACUUUAGAAUACCGAUACCUCAUGUUGGGUUGGGAUAAGCUAACAUUUUCACCGUCUUAUUGUUCUCUUGCUUUUUAUGACCUGUAUGCACCGCAGUUUUCACCUUAAGAUCAUCAAAGCUAUCUGUCAUUGCUGUGUGACUUUCUAUACGAAAGAACUGAGAUCAGAUCACUGAUAUACUUCUAAAACGUGGUUAUGUUCAGCAAAAGAAAAUACAGUCGAAGCUCCACUAACGGCCACUUUUUUUCUUCCCAGCUGGCAAAAAUUCCAUACAUUGACUCUUGGUUAAAACCCCUUCACAACGACUUCCUCUUUACAAUGGCCACUUUCCUCUGACCCCAAGGUGGCCGUUGUAGAGAAGUUCAACUGAAAAAGCAAACUCGUCAGUAAUAAAACUGAUCAUUCCAAGAUAUAACUAACUUAUUUUUUGACAACUUCCUUAGUCUUUCUUGCAUCUCCUACCCCUCAGCGCUGAAACUGAUACCCUGCGAGCAGAGGUUUCUCUCUUGCAUGGCUUUUAGCGUUUACGAAGUCGUUCGCGUGACUUGUCUGUUCAACCAACUACUCGACAAACAAGCCACGGGAACGGCUUCGUAAACGCUAAAAGCCAUGUAAGAGAGAAAACUGUGCUCGUAGGGUAUGAAAUUGAAGAUCUUUUUUCUUUUUUGCUUUUUUGUAGAACGAGGUGGAAAUCCAUCCCUACAGACAAUUCAAGUUCGUUCAGCAUUUUGACGUGAACAGUCAGAACCCAUUCAUCACAAAAUGUCACAUGGAUUGACAUUUGAGUCGAUCCGUGCCAGUGACAUUUGGACAGUGCAGUUACAGUACCUUGUUACCAAUAGAUAUGCGACCGCUGGCCGCGACGCGCCGAAAUCACCGACUGUCUGCACGUUGCAAUCAGAUCACAGCUCUUGUCGCGCGAUAAUUCUUGUGAUGAUAUCUUCGGUAAGAACCAGCCUUAAGACAGAGAGAUGAAAAAUUAAAAGUGGUGUAAGAAAUGUUUCAAUUGAACAGAUAUGACAUACGUAAUAUAUAGCGCGCGGUGAAGUUAGACUAUGCAAGUUAACCUGAGAUCAGGCCCAAUUUUAGCGGUUCUCAUACAUUCUCUCUAACGGCUACCGCUAAAAUUGGUUUCGCCAUGCCCGCCGGAAUGUAAUUUUCAAAGCGAAACGAAAAUAGAGCCUGAUCUCAGGUUAAUGCAAGUGCGCGUGAAAAUCGCCCGGCACUACUGACAAGAGGCUAUACGCGGAAAGAGUACAGAUAGUGAGGGACCUUUAUUUUCGAUCUUGCUUGCGCGUGUUUUCUUUCCUCACGGCUGGCGAUACUCAAGCACGCUUGGGUGUUUGACUCGCUCCAAUAUCGGAGAGGAGACUAAGGCUCUACUCAUAGUGUGUAUCGAAAUACAUGUAUGUGUUCCACUAUACGCGUCUUAAUAAAUCGAGAAUCUGGAAUCAGUGUUUGAACAAAAACAGCUAUAAAAUUUUAACAACGCCAACGCGACUGGAACAACUAUUAUCUGAUUUGAAUGAAAAGCGCGCUGCCGGUAAAGCCGAAAGUAUCAAAAAAAUUUUUUCUUGCGUUUCUUGCGUUGUACUUUUUGUGUCUGAAGUUGUAGUUUUGAGAGUAGAAUUACGUAUCUCAAGGACAAGAGGAAAAAUAGUCAGGGGUCUUAUAUUAAGGGUCGGAACAUUCUUUUCGUGGAUUAGCCAGAAGUUGGGGAACUUUAAACCAGGAUAAUUUCUGUGGUGUAUUGAUCCUCCUCAAGUUCCUCUUCACGGUAUAUCACACCAAGUUGAAUGUAAAAUAGGCCGCACAAUGCUCUUGAACAUUGUUAUUUAACGAGCACAAGGCUUGACGUGGAAAGGCUGUAAUUCCAAUUAGUAAAAAGACGUGGAGGUACCUUCUGAGGUACUGGUCAUGUAGUAUCUUGAGCUAAAAGGUGUCAAAUCAUACUUUUACGUGACUUGCGGUACGUGACGUUACGUUUUUGCUUGCAUUGCAUAUACUAGUAAUCCUGCCAAGCGCUUCCUAUUAAAUCUCCCCAUCGUUCGUGAAUAUAUUGCGUUGAGGAAUGAGCAACUCGAAAACCAUACCCUAUCCCGGAGCACGUAUCCAUAUAGUUUAUAUACGGGAGUUCCCCCACCCCAACCAGGCAGAAGUGGGGAAAACUGAAAAGAUCUGUCGGCCGGCGGUUCGGAUAAAAAAGAAAACGUCCAGUACCAGGAGCCCAUAAGCCGGUACCCAUGGUAACCA
This is a messenger RNA of Porites lobata, 10065 nucleotides long. Lineage: Eukaryota; Metazoa; Cnidaria; Anthozoa; Scleractinia; Poritidae. The record is from the annotation of a GenBank genome assembly.